AUGGACAAGUUCUACGUGCCAAUGAACUUGAGUGGCCACAAGGGCCAGACCACCCCUGCUCAACAACCAGGACAACAGCAGCACGGUUACACCCCUCAGCAGCCAAACCAAAACCAACCGCAACAACAAUACCAGAACCAGUACCAACAGACUGCUCAGGAUGCAUACCACCAGCAGUACCAGCAGUACCAGCAGUACCAGCAAUACCAGCAAUACUACCAACAACCUCAGCAGCAAUUCCAAUCAACACCCAACGCUGCUUCUACUGCUGCUGCCGCUGCAGCUCCCGUGCCUUCGAUCCUCCCACCUUCCUAUAGCACCCCCUUGCCACCAUCCUACAAUACGCCUCUGCCUCCAUCAAAGUCGAACCAGAACCAAAAUGGAAACAGGCGUCAACCCAACAACAACCAACACAACCGUGGAAACAACCAGAGCCAGAUCAACAAUAAUGCAGGAUACAACCCACUCUCACAAUAUCAAGCCCAAUACCAGUCUUCGACACAAAUGGGUGCUGCUGCCGCCUCUGCAGCCGCCGCGGCUCUUUCUGCGUUUGUGUACAACCCCCCCGGAUCGACUGCGGGACCCUCUGCAACCACGACGACGCCAUCUGCACCAGUUGGCAACAAUAUGAACGGAGUCAUGCCAUUUCAACAACCGACAGCAGUUACUACGCCUCUUACCAACGUGCCAAGUGCAUCUCAAGCAGAUUGGUUCUCGAACUACCAGGCUCCGACUAUUCAGCAGAGGAUGGCUGUCACAAUGGCGACUAAUGCGGCGAACUUGACUGGUGGCGGAAUGGGUGGUGGACAGCCACAUCACUACGGAAACACUAAUGGGCAACCAACACGGGGCAACUUUCAACGGGGCGGACACCAACAACAGCAACAACGAGGUGGGCGGAAUCAGCGGGGGAAAAAACAACAGCAGCAAGGAGGGAUGCCCAGACAAAAUCAGAACCCUAACCAGAACCAACAAAACAAGCAACAUCAACAAAACAAGGGAUCGGGGGCAACAGGGUCCUCAACAGCCAGCAGAGACGCGGAGAUGGAGUCUUCUGGAUUCCACUGCGAUUCCUGUGAUGUGACGUUCCACGAGGAGGCGAAACUCAAGACCCAUAUCGCUGCACAUAGAUCCUGUCCAGAUUGUCAGUACAAGGCGUCACCAAGUCUCGUGAGCGAACAUCGGAAAGUUACCCAUGGAGCAACAGGAUCUUCAGAACCUGCGACAUUGUCGAGUAUGAUGUCGUCGUCAUCAUCCCCGGCUUCAGGAUGGACCGCCUCUGCUGGGGCAGGAGCCGGUGCGGAGCAGGGCAAGCCUCAAAAGUCCAAACCUGCGGCUGUGGACCAUGAUCUCCUCCACCCUCUUGCACCAACUUUGAAUACCCCCGAGGACAUUGCUGCAUGGAUCGCUCAGCGCCGAAAGGCAUGGCCCACCCAAUCCAACAUCCAAAAGAAGGAACAAGAGAGACAGGAGAUGAUUGCGAAGGGUCAGAUCGUGGAAGAUACAUCUAGCAAAGACAAGUACGGCAAGGAUCGACGAGGAAACAACAACAACAAUAAGCGUGGCCAGGGCAAGGGUGCAGCUGCACAAGAUCGUCAAGGAAAGCGACCCAAGGCUGAACACGCCAGCUCUGCAGCAAACGUGCCUGGAUCGACAGAACCCAGUGAGGAAGAUGAUGACGACGAUGUUAUGGACCCUGUGAAGGACGCAGUGACCUCCAAGGACCCUCGGGCAGGCAAUAGGAGCAACCGUGCUCACGACGAAAACUUGGCCCAAACGGUGCGGGCAAAGACCUCCUGCCGGUACUUUAUCCGCGGCACAUGUAACCGUGGCGAUAAGUGCCCUUACAUCCAUGACACUGCCCAAGCGGCCAAAGCACAGAAGAACAACCAGGCAUCCAACAAGAAAGACGAAUUCCGGAACAGGCCUUCACUGUUGAAAAUGUUACUGUCUGGAGAGAUUAAGAACGAAAAGAACAAGUUGUUGGAGGCCAUGAGAUACAUCAUUGGAAACAACUUUUUCGAUAAACAGGAGCCCUCAGGUGCCCUGGUUGAGGAGGUUGCUAUGGAGUCAUGA
Molecule: messenger RNA, 2076 nt
Organism: Linnemannia hyalina
Lineage: Eukaryota; Fungi; Mortierellomycota; Mortierellomycetes; Mortierellales; Mortierellaceae
Source: the annotation of a GenBank genome assembly